AUGUUUGUGUCGAGGCUUGGACGGGGAGUUUGGGUGAAUCGAGUAAUCGGCACGAGAGGGGUCUCCACAAAGGAAACAACGAGAAAAGGGAGACGAGAUGUGGAUGCGAGCGUUCCCGAGGCACAAACCACUUCAGAGGAUGGGACAUUCGAGAUACAGGAGUCUUCUUCAUCACCGUCAAUCGAGGAUCGGCCACUGUGGCGUUUACCCAAGAGUCCUUUCGUAGAGAUUCCUCAAGCGUGGGUUACCUCGUUCAACUCGAUCAAGGAACAAAAGCUUGGUCUCGUCGAUCUUCAUCCAGACGUGUUUCGCGUGUCACCUCGACUCGACAUUUUGCACAGAAAUAUCACUUGGCAAGAGAAUUACCGAAAUCUGCAGUUGACGAAAAUGUUAAGCAAAGGAGAGAUGCCGGGUGGAGGAGCAAAGCCUUGGCCACAGAAGCGAACCGGUCGCCAUCACGCGGGAAGUAUUCGAGCUCCGCACUUUAGCCGAGGCGGUUUUGCGCACGGAGCGAGAGGACCGAGGACGUGGUUCUACAUGUUGCCCGAUUCGUUGAGGAUACAAGGUCUCUGCGUUGCUCUCACAGUCAAACACGCACAAGAUGAUCUCCAAAUUGUCGAUCGAUUAGAUGAGCUCGCCGAUGGUGAUCCACAGUAUCUGAUGGAUUUGGCUGAGGAACGGAAUUGGGGAUACAGUGUGCUUUUUGUGAACGACACGGACACGAUCACUGGUGGACUAGCUGAGGCGACGAGUCAACUCCCAUCGAUGACAGUGAUGCCCUUCUAUGGACUGAAUUGCUUCUCGAUUCUCAAAUACGACACGGUGGUUUUUAGUCAAAAGGCUCUUGAGUUGGUCGAAUCCCGUCUCCUUCAGCACAAACACCGUGCUGACACUCUUCAGAAGAAAUACUGCUACAAGGACAUGAAAGAGACAUUGUUGCGAGAGGGCGAAAAGGAAGAACACCCACAACAGGCACCGUUUGUA
Mesorhabditis belari is the source of this 984-nucleotide messenger RNA. NCBI's taxonomy places the organism in Eukaryota, Metazoa, Nematoda, Chromadorea, Rhabditida, Rhabditidae. The record is from the annotation of a GenBank genome assembly.